CCUUUCACGGCUCUAAAUUCAUCUAUGGACAGUGAUAGAUGAUAUUCAUGUAUAUCACAGAGCCCACAACAUGGGCGGUUCCGAUCAUUGGAACACUGAGCAUAUGGGCCAGUAGCGUCGAUACACGGACUUGACCCUGAGUCGCGACUGAGGGAAAACAAACCUACUUUUCAGGCGCGCUUUUUCUCCUUUUGAUUAUUCUGUUUUCAGUCGUCUCUAGGGUUUUAGCCGUUUGCUCGGGGUUUUUAGACGAUCGGAGGUGUAGAAGAAAGACAGCCCAAAGAAAACAUAGACAAGAUAAGAAGAUAAUUACGAAAAGCCCAGGUCAUUCCUCUCUCUCUCUCUCUCUCUCUCUCUCUCCCUUCUUCCGGCGACCAGAAAGGCCUUCGAGCGCCACCGGCGACCACCUUCGCAGGAAAUUUGUGUACUGCUUGCUCUAAGAGGGUACAAUGCAUGCUCAUAGUGGAUCCAUGAUGUGUUCCAUGCAUCAAUCGAUUUGGACGAGGAGUUCUUCCUUUCAUCCGAAGAUUUCCAGUAAUGGUGAAUUCCCUCACCAGUUAAAGCUCAAUUAUGCCAAAUGUAAGGCUGCUCAUCUUGAGGGGAGCUUGGUGACAGGAAGGCCACCCUCCUCCGUAUCCGUCCCUGCACCUGACAUUGGUGGUAAUGCAAGCGGUAUGAAAGACUAUGGUCUUGAGGAAGUGGAUCCUGAACUGUAUGCUAUAAUGGACAAGGAAAAGCAACGGCAAUUCAAUUGCCUAGAACUCAUUGCUUCAGAGAAUUUUACAUCUCGUGCCGUCAUGGAAGCAGUUGGUUCUUGCCUCACAAACAAGUAUUCUGAAGGACUGCCGGGGAAAAGGUACUAUGGUGGCAAUGAGUUUAUUGAUCAGAUAGAGAUUCUGUGUCAGAAAAGGGCUUUGUCAGCAUUCAACCUUGAUGAGAACAAGUGGGGAGUCAAUGUUCAACCAUUAUCUGGCUCGCCAGCCAAUUUUGAGGUUUACACUGCACUUCUUAAACCGCAUGAUCGAAUAAUGGGUCUGGACUUACCUCAUGGUGGGCACUUAUCUCAUGGGUUUAUGACUCCUAAGAGACGGGUGUCAGGCACAUCAAUUUAUUUUGAGUCUAUGCCUUAUAGGCUUGAUGAAUCUACAGGUCUAGUCGAUUAUGAAAUGCUUGAGAAAACAGCUAACCUGUUUCGUCCGAAGCUCAUAAUUGCUGGUGCUAGUGCAUAUCCUCGGGAUUUUGAUUAUCCACGUAUGAGGAAGAUUGCAGAUGCUGUUGGUGCUUUCCUUAUGAUGGAUAUGGCACACAUAAGUGGGCUUGUUGCUGCUUCUGUGGUUGGCAAUCCUUUUGAGUAUUGUGAUGUCGUCACUACAACAACACACAAGACCUUACGUGGGCCCCGAGGAGGCAUGAUUUUCUUCAAGAAGGAUCCUAUUUUAGGAGUUGAUCUAGAAACUGCCAUUAACAACGCUGUAUUCCCCGGUUUGCAGGGUGGUCCUCACAACCACACAAUUGCAGGGCUCGCCGUGUGUUUAAAGCUUGUUCAGUCCCCUGAGUACAAAGAUUAUCAGGGUCAGGUGGUAGCUAAUUGUAAAGCGCUCGCGGCCCGUUUAGUUGAACUGGGAUACAAGUUGGUUUCUGGCGGUAGUGACAAUCACCUCAUUUUAGUUGAUCUAAGGCCACUGGGUAUUGAUGGGGCGCGGGCCGAGAAAAUCCUGGACAUGAGUUCUAUCACUCUCAACAAGAAUUCAGUGCCAGGUGAUAAAAGUGCGCUAGUGCCGGGUGGCAUCCGCAUUGGGACACCUGCUAUGACCACCCGAGGAUUCAAGGAGGCCAAUUUUGUAGCAGUUGCAGACUUCAUUCACGAGGGCGUGCAGAUUGCUCUGGAAGCCAAGGCUUCUGUCAGCGGGACAAAGCUUAAAGAUUUCAUGGACUUAGUAGAAUCUUCCAAUUUCCCACUGAAGGUGCGCAUUUCGGAUCUGAAAAGGAGAGUUGAAGUUCUAACCAACCAAUUUCCAUUGCCUGGAGUAUAGAUGAUUGCUGCUUUAUUUUACUAGCAGUGUUGUUGCAAUAUAGGUGAAGUAACAUAGGGACUUCUAUUUCAUCUCAUAUAUAAUAUUUAAUAUGCAAAUAAAAAACCAUAUUUUCCAUAAUUAAAAUAUCAUUGGAUGCAGUAA
Messenger RNA from Magnolia sinica, 2177 nucleotides. Its product is annotated as serine hydroxymethyltransferase 3, chloroplastic. Bases 450 to 2033 code for a protein of 527 amino acids. The record is from RefSeq and is a predicted model, not a curated record. The transcript is spliced from 12 exons. NCBI's taxonomy places the organism in Eukaryota, Viridiplantae, Streptophyta, Magnoliopsida, Magnoliales, Magnoliaceae. Gene Ontology annotation, molecular function: pyridoxal phosphate binding; glycine hydroxymethyltransferase activity; zinc ion binding. Gene Ontology annotation, cellular component: cytoplasm. Gene Ontology annotation, biological process: folic acid metabolic process; tetrahydrofolate interconversion; L-serine catabolic process.